CCGCCGUGACUUCCGUGUUGUUAACAAGCUACAAUCGAUACUAGGCCUUAACAGUAAAGUUUUGAAAACAGUAAGCAACCGAUGAGGUUAUCGUUAAUACGGCACGCUAAACCUUUGUAAUCCAGUGCUCAGAUUUUGAGCUCUCUUUUGAGGUCAAACUAGAUGGCCCAGCUGGUAACAGUUGGGGCCACACCGUAAUACAUCUGUACGUGUAGUCUGUCUGCAAUGGCCAGUCAUUUCCGUAGCUACAUCUGGGACCCGGUUCUCAUUGUGAGUCAGAUUGUGUUGAUGCAGUGCAUCUACUACAGCUUCUUGGGCCUUUGGUUAGCUGGAGUGGACAGUCUGGUGCAAACUAGUCGGUCACUGGACCAGAUCUUCAGCUAUGAAGUCCUUGGUUUUGCAACGAUGCAGGGCAGGCUCUCAAUGAUGGCAUUCAUCUUGAACUCUCUUACAUGCGCCCUCGGUCUGUGGUUCUUUAUCCGUCGGGGGAAACAGUGCCUGGACUUCACAGUGACUGUGCACUUCUUCCAUAUGAUUGGCUGCUGGAUCUAUAAUGCUCAUCUUCCAUCUGCCCUGUCAUGGUGGCUCGUCAAUGUAGCCUGCAUGGCGUUGAUGGCUGUAAUCGGAGAGUACUUGUGCAUGCGGACUGAGCUCAGGGCUAUUCCAGUCAAUAGUGGACCCAAAUCUAACCUGUGAAAUUUUGUCGAUACCACGUUGAAAAUCUGUGGAAGGUUAACUCCUGAGGAACUCACUCGGAGAAGGUUUUUUCCACUGCUUUCAAAAGAACUGGAGCGUGAACCUCUAUCAGCGUGGAUGUUGGAUUGUCAUCCAUCUUCUCUUCAAGUGAUAAACCAGAUGAACUGAUCUAUUUAUUAUUCAUAACUGACGCUAAAUGUUGGAGAGUGUUAGCUCUGAAGCAAAAUAUACAUGCUUUAAUGCUUAGAAAAGUAGAUGUCAAUUUACACCGUUCUUUGAACCUUAUGACUAUACAUUUUAUUUUAAGUAAUUGCACUUUUGUGUUAAUUUUAAUUAUGUCAGCAUGGACAUCUCAUUUCCUCAUUUUUAGAUUUACGAUAUUUCUUUCUGAUGUGUGCACAUCUUCAAAUGAUAAAUUGAAACAUCAGAAAAAUGCAAACUGUUUUAUAAAGCAGCAGAACAGCAACAACAUUUUUGCCAUUUCCUUUUUGUUGGUAUAAUUACAAGCUGGCCGGGCUGACAAAAAAAACGUGAUCAUGAUGUUAUAGGAUAUUUGGGUUUUAAAAUGUAAAUGUUACAGUCACUGCACUUUAGAAAUGUCAAUGUGCAAGUUACCUAUUGUUGGGGAACAAGUUCAGUGUUCAAACCGGUAUGCUAAAGUUGUAUGACUCAGUGUAAAUCAAAAUGUAGGAAAACGUUUUCUGCUUCAAAAUCUCAAGACAUUAUAUUAGUCAGAAGUAUAAAAUCAGGCUUUUUUUAAUGUUCUUGAUUAAUUUAGCAGACAAUGCUCAGUUUCUGCUUUCCUUGUCAAGCUUGUACAUCAUAUUACACAGCUUGCAUUGUUUGUCUCCAUCUCUUUAUGUCAUGAUUUAUUAUGCAGACAUGGGGGCCACUUUGGGGACAGUUUGUCAGCCACCAGCUGCGUUCUGACAGCAGACUGUCUGUGUUUCUGUGGGGGAUGUGAUAUGAUAAGUACUGAAAUGUGCAGCACUAAUGGUUUCUGGAACACUUCUCAUUUUACGAUGGCUUUUAAAAUACCGUCUAAAUUGACUGCCGAUUAUUAGAGUACCAUGUCCUGUAGCGUAUACUGCAAUAUAUUUUUAUUUUGCGUGCUAAAUGUCAGAUCAAAUCUCUGCAGCUUUGAUAGUGUGGACUUUUUUGGCAAAGAUUGAUAUUUAAAAGCUGUACAAGAGUUGGACAUUAUGAGAAAUUCACUUAUUCCCUUUCUUGGUGAGUUAGAUGAGAAUAUCAAUUAUACCACACUCAUA
Messenger RNA from Cyclopterus lumpus (lumpfish), 1964 nucleotides. RefSeq names its product SYS1 golgi trafficking protein (gene sys1). Gene Ontology annotation, biological process: Golgi to plasma membrane protein transport; protein localization to Golgi apparatus; Golgi to endosome transport. The transcript is spliced from 4 exons. The coding region runs from base 226 to 696 and encodes 156 amino acids. Gene Ontology annotation, cellular component: trans-Golgi network; Golgi membrane. The record is from RefSeq and is a predicted model, not a curated record. Lineage: Eukaryota; Metazoa; Chordata; Actinopteri; Perciformes; Cyclopteridae.